AUGCAGGCCGCGGUGCACGCCAUGGCACCGCAAUUGCUGCCCCAGUACACCCACACCCUCAACCGUCCUCUCAACGGCAAUCUCAACGCCAUGCCCACACCCCCAGUCGCAACGCGCAAGCGCAAACGUGCCCACCAGUAUACCGUCAGCUACAGCGAAGUCCAAGAGGUCGACAGUGCCGGCAAGGUUCGCGACGUCAUUGUCAUCGAGGACACUCCUCCGCCUUCUACCAUUUCCCCGUCCACGACCCAUAUGUACUCGUCGUCGUACCAACCCCCGGUUUACUCCGCACCUAUCCGCACGAGGGCUCGAGCAGCGGCGGAAGCGCAAGCCCUCUCCGCUAGCACGUCGUCGCUCACCGUUGGCGUACCAGCAGCUAAGAAACGACGGAGGGAUCCUGCUGAUGACGCGGGCACUCUCUCCAAGCGGGUCCACAAUGGUCAUCUCCAACAUGCUGUGGGUGCAAACAAAUCUUAUGCAGAUGGCAGCGGGACUGCCGCAGAUGAUGCUUCUAAAGAAGGGGCAUCCUGUGACGACAAAGAGGGACACUAUAUAAUUGUCCCUGACGAUAUCAUCAAUCGACGAUACCGUACCGUUCGUCUUUUGGGACAGGGGACGUUCGGCAAGGUUGUGGAGGCCGUCGACAUAGAAUCAAGUCGUAGAGUGGCCAUCAAGAUUAUUCGUGCUAUUCCCAAAUACCGCGAUGCGAGUAAGAUGGAAGUACGAGUACUACAGAAACUCAAGGAGCGCGAUCCCAAGAACAUAAACAAAUGCAUUCAUCUGUUGCAAUGGUUCGACCAUCGAAACCAUAUCUGCCUAGUCUCAGAACUACUGGGCAUGUGUGUGUAUGAUUUCCUGAAGGAGAAUGAUUUUGCGCCUUUUCCUCGACAGCACAUACAAUCAUUUGCCCGACAACUUCUCGGGAGUGUAGCAUUUCUUCACGAUCUCCAUCUUAUCCAUACGGAUCUGAAGCCAGAGAAUAUCUUAUUAGUUAACAAUGGUUAUCGAGUUGUCCAGAUUCCUGUAGCAGGAACUCGGCGUAAUGCGCCACUGCGGACGAAACGUAUACUAGAUUCUACGGACAUUCGUCUAAUCGACUUCGGGUCUGCUACUUUUGAGGAAGAAUAUCAUUCAAGCGUGGUAUCAACGCGUCACUAUCGAGCCCCUGAGAUUAUUCUCGGGCUAGGCUGGUCAUACCCCUGCGACGCAUUUUCGUUGGGGUGUAUCCUUGUGGAGUUCUAUACUGGAAUAGCUCUCUUUCAGACUCAUGACAAUCUCGAGCAUCUUGCCAUGAUGGAGCAGGUAAUGGGUAAAAUGCCGGAGCGUUUCGCACGAGCUGGUGCGCGCCAUAAACCCGAGUUUUUCAAGGAGGGAAAACUGGAUUGGCCUAAGCCAAAGGUAUCAAGGCAAAGUAAAAAGGAUGUGCGUGCCUGCCGGAGUUUACAGGAGAUAAUUCCCCCAACGGACAUGAUUAAUCGACAGUUCCUCGACCUCGUCAGGAGGCUUCUUACUUUCGAUCCUGCACAGCGGACAUCCGUACGGGAAGCUCUCAACCACCCAUAUUUUUCGCUACAAUCACCGAACGAACUGUGA
Molecule: messenger RNA, 1593 nt
Organism: Fibroporia radiculosa
Lineage: Eukaryota; Fungi; Basidiomycota; Agaricomycetes; Polyporales; Fibroporiaceae
Exons: 8
Coding region: 1-1593 (530 amino acids)
Biological process (GO): protein phosphorylation
Cellular component (GO): nucleus
Molecular function (GO): ATP binding; protein kinase activity
Source: RefSeq, a predicted model, not a curated record